Messenger RNA from Moneuplotes crassus, 2285 nucleotides. The record is from the annotation of a GenBank genome assembly. NCBI's taxonomy places the organism in Eukaryota, Ciliophora, Spirotrichea, Euplotida, Euplotidae.
AAAAAGAGUAAUAUUAAAUAGCAAUUCUUACCAAUGAGUACUCGAAAGAAAGGAAAAAGAACGUUUGUACCGGGAGAAAUCAAAAUUAAGAAGGGCCUAGUUAAGAACAAAAUCAAGAAAGUUAAUCUAGCCAACUAUAGAAGCGGAGUCCGGAGCAAUGACAAUACUCCCCACAAGAAGAACCAAUACGUCUCAAAAAGGGAUAAUAAUCAGCCUAAAGAGGGGGAUCUCUCUACAAUGAACGUACCGAGGAUGAAAUAAUACGGACUCCUUGCAAAUGUCGAAGUCGCCUUCUCGUUUUAGAAAUCAAUAUUUUUCACCCAACCAAUCGAGAGGCAGGAACAAGAAUGCAGGCUAUAACUCAAACUUUAGGAGUCCCAAUGGGAGAAAUUUACAAGAUUCGUUUAAUACUAUAAAUCAGUCACACGGAGGAAUGCAGUCAAUCGAUAUGGGAACCUCAAUUUCAACCGUCAACAACUAUAUGGUAUAUCCAAGAGAUAAUAUGGGUAACUCCUUCAAUGACAUGAGUCAGCAUACAGGGCCGGAAGGUCAAAAUUAUAUGCUCUCGAUGUCAACAAACAUUAAUGUUGGAAUAGUCAACAACAAGGAAGUGCCAAAUCAAAAAGUGCAAAGAAAACAGCCGAAUAAUAUGGGCUUAAAGAAGAACUUACAGUCCAGAGGAAAUUAUAGGACCAAAAAUUAAAAGGAGAGUCAAGCCUCAAGGCAUUAAAGAUUACUAUAACUCCAGAGUGCAAGACAGUCAGAACUUUUCGCGCAUCAACCGGAGCAAAGUUCAGGAAAGCUUGGCUGCAGCUUCCGGCUUGUUCAGUCCUGAUGAGACAACUGAGCCCUUCGAACACAAACCCAUCGACAGCCAGAUCGGUCCUCUCCGCAGAGAACGCGACUACUCCGUCGACAGAGCCGGAAUGCGGAACCGGAACGCCAAUGCCGGCUUGGCGUCGCUCGUGUUGUCUCCGGGUGCAGAGCCCGGCAUGAGCCACGGACCGGGGAGGCCGCUGCUGAACGACAGCGUGAUGUUCAAGUCGACGAACGGACCUGGACACAUGGCAGGAGCAAUGUACAAUACAAAGAGCGUCGUCGGAGCCCUCAGUGGCCGACCAGGCGUUUCAUCGCCAGGCAAAGACUCCAGGAACAUCAAGCUCGAUCCAAUCAACAUGGGCAUGAUAAAAUCUGGAAACGCAGGCAAGAGCAUUCUCAGAAAAGAGACCGAAAUCAACCACAACCAACUUGACGACGCUCCAGUAGCCAGGAAGAAAAGCAACAAACGAGCCUCUAAGAAAGUCCACAACAGAAUCACCAUCAGGGAGUCCAGUCUGAACCCGGUGAGCAAUCUCAGUGACAAGAAGAGUCCAGAUGACAUGAGUAAGAACUCUCGAAACAAAGACAGUGAUCACGCUCGUGGUGGAAGCACUACUGGAAGCAGAGUCAACUCCAAUGAGACUCCGAACCCGAUGAGAGACCAGACUCCAUCUCAGCUGACGAGCAAGAAGUCGCCAUCACCAGAAGAAGUCAAGGAACCUCCAAAGCCUAAGAAGCUGAUAUUUCCGAUGGAUACAUUAGACGUGCUUGAGAAUUACCCUGACAUGCUCUGCAGUUACGAGAAGAAAGAAAUCCUUAAGUAUCAGACUGUGUAUUACUUUGACAAGCUUAAGCGAAAAGCGAACAAAGGUCCGGGGCCUCGUACAGGCUCUCACAAUCACGGCUACGACAACGACCAGGGUGAGUAUCUCUUCGAAGACACUGACCACAUUGCUUACCGUUUCGAGAUCAUGCGGAAGCUCGGCAAGGGCUCAUUCGGAGUUGUCCUCAAGUGCAAAGACCACCUCAAGAAUGUGGCUUGUGCAGUCAAAGUUAUUAGAAAUAAAUAAGAAAUUGCAGAAACAAGGAAUGGUUGAAGUAAGAAUUCUUGAGCAUCUUAAAUAAAUAUGACCCUGAUGAUAAAAAGAAUGUUGUUAGAAUUCAUGAAUAUUUUCAUUUUAGAGGACAUUUAUGAAUAGUGUUUGAAAUGUUGUCUCUUAACCUGUACGAAUUUAUCAAGACCAACAAUUUUUCAGGAUUUGGUGUUUCCUUGACAAGAAGGUUUGCUAUUCAGAUCCUAAUUUCUCUUAUUUACAUGAAAGAGCACAAGGUGGUACAUUGAGACUUAAAACCAGAAAACAUAUUAUUGAAAAAGCAUAAUAGAACAGGGAUAAAACUUAUCGAUUUCGGUUCAAGUUGAUUUGAACCCGAAUAAAGUGUAUACAUACAUCCAGAGUAGAUUCUAU